GACCUGUUUAUAUACCCGUGAACCGUGGUUUGUGCUUCAGUGAAUAGUCACGUGGUUCUGUGAAAUAAGCCAAUCAAAGUGAACGUUACGUACCACGUGAUCGGAAAAAUCGAAAUGGUGGACGUAUCGGGACGCAGGAUCCCGAGAGGAGACGAAGGACGAUAAACUGGGCAAGGGCCCAUCAUCCGUGUCAUCGGUAUUAUCAAUCCAAGAACACGAUUAUUCACGAAUAUUAGUGUAAUUUUCAGCAGAACCGGCGACAACUGAACUAACGCAGGAGUAUCGGUGACAGUAGACCUUGUUUACUGAAGUGUCAAUCCGCCCGUAUUGUACGUGUGUUCUCUAGGUGCGAGAAAACAGAAAAACAGUGUACGUCGAGUGCGCGAGAGCCACAGCUGUAUCAUAUCGUUCUCGCGAUAGUACGUUUCUGUAACGGUUUAUAAGGAAAGGGGAUAUAUUUUAAAUAAACGAACAAAAAACGAAGGAAAUUCGAAAUCGUGAAAACAGACGGCAAUGCGUUUACAGUGAAAUUUUCAGUCCGCGAUAGCAUGCCCAAGAAUGCGAAGGUUUUGAUGAUUUAUAAGAAUGUAAGAAUGUGUCACACCGAGCGUCUUGUUAUCAGCAAAGGAGAUAAGAUACUUCUUUAACGCACAAAAGUUUUAUAAUACGUACAAAUGCAAAUACAUCUGUAAUCUUUUGCAAUAAGUGUAUUAAAAUACUCAAAUGGCAUGAGGAUGUUUACAAAACAUUGAAAACCUUGGAUUAUUGUCUCAGUGGAGAUACUGAGUUACUGCCUGCCAACAAUAGCACACCUACACUCUUUGCAACUAUACAGUAAAUGUCAUGAUAAAAUAUAAUGGCUAUCAGAAAGGUUUUGCUGGACAUUCAUUGUUAAAUACAUGAUAUCUGAAUUAAACACAUCAUCCUAUAAAUUCAAAAUACUCUAAUUAUUGAAGAACAAAAUCAACAGGAUUCUAUAAAACUGACUGAAUAUAUAAAUUUAAAACAAAACAAAGAAACAAUAGAAUAAUUUUAAUGAAUCUGUUUUAUUAUACAAAAAGAAAGGGUAUAUUAAUUUAUGAUUACAAUACUUUGUGGUAUUCUGUACUAUUGAUGAAAUAAUAUGAUAAAAUUAAAUGCGACUUUCAAGAGAAGUUUGGAAACACUUUAAUUAUUUCUGUAUGUUAUGUACUGCAAUGAAAGAAAAAAUACAAACUUUUAUUUUGUUGAACCAAUUCAUGAUUAAGAUUUGACAUGAUAUAUAUGUAUAUAAAUAAAGUCUUUUAGUUUAUGAAUAUUGGGUAAUUUUGAGUGCAUUUGACAAAUUUAAAUUAAUGUAAAAAUUACCUGUAAAUAAAUUAGUGAAACUGUAACUGAUUAUUUUUAAACAAAAUGUAUAAAAAUUAUUUUAAACGUUUACAUCAGUGGUUGUACAUAAUUGAGAAACAAAAAGAAGAAGAAACAGUACAUUUGAAAUUUUGCCUGGAUGAUAGAGGACAAAUUUGUUAACCCUAUAUAAAACAAGGGUUAAAAAAUGGACAGUUGUAUCUCGGGGGUAGUGCAAGUAUUUGUGGGUGAAUGGAGCCCAGAAUAUGAAGCACUUUCAAUUAAAGCUACAAAACAAACUUCCUCAGCUGAAAUAGUGGAGUGUAUUAUAGAGAGACUUGGAUUAGUUGAUGCAUCUGUUUCAAAUGGUUAUGAGUUAGCAGAAGUAGUAGGAAACUCUGUUGGGCAAGAAUGUAAAGAAAGAAGACUUGGGCCAUGUGAGUGCCCUGUGGCACUUAUGUUAUUAUGGCCAAAAAAUGCAGCGCAACAAGAAUACUACAGGUUUUACUUGCGCAAAAAACAACCAGAUUAUUUGUGGUCAGAUAGUAGGUUUCCCAUGGAUCCACAACUCCUCAAGGACUAUUUUAAUAGAUUCCUAUAUCAACCACGAGAUAAGGAGUAUCCAGAUCUAUGUCAACUUCCAGAUCUUAAUGAACAAACUCUAUUGGACAACCUUCGGGCUAGGUUUUUAGCUGGAAACAUAUAUACAUAUGUUGGCAGCAUAUUAAUUGCCUUGAAUCCGUUUAAAUUUUACCCUAUUUACAACCCAAAAUAUGUAAAACUCUAUCAAAAUAGAAGGUUGGGGCCAGAUAUACCUCCACAUAUAUUUGCCAUAGCUGAUGCAGCUUAUCAUUGUAUGCUUAAAGAAAAAAGAAAUCAGUGCAUUGUUAUUAGUGGUGAGAGUGGCUCGGGUAAAACAGAGUCAACUAAUUUUCUACUGCAUCAUUUGACAGCACUUAGUCAGAAAGGUUCUCAUGGUAGUGGUGUUGAACAGACAAUACUCAGUGCUGGUCCAGUACUAGAAGCAUUUGGAAAUGCAAAAACUGCACAUAACAACAAUAGUAGCCGUUUUGGUAAAUUUAUCCAAGUGAAUUAUAAAGAAAAUGGAAUGGUCCAUGGGGCGGUCGUACAAAAAUAUCUUUUGGAAAAAUCAAGAAUAGUUUCUCAAGGAAGAAAUGAAAGAAAUUAUCAUGUAUUUUAUUAUCUUUUGGCUGGAGCAAGUGAACAAGAAAAGCAACUUUUGCAUUUAGAAAGUUGCGACCGUUACAAUUAUUUAAAUAAAAGUGGCUGUUAUGGACUAGAAAAUGUUGAUGAACGACACGAAUUUUCAAGGUUGAAACAGUCUAUGGAAAUGGUUGGAUUUACGCCAGAAAAGCAGAGACGAUUGUUUGCAGUUCUGUCAGCUGUUCUUUUACUCGGUAAUGUGGAGUUUCAGCCUAGAAAAUCUUAUCACCAUCACGACGAAGCUGUGGGAGUUAAGAAUCCUGAAGUGGUUGCAUUGAUAUCUGAACUUCUUCGAGUAAAACAAGAAACUCUUUUGGCUGCGCUUACUGCUAAACGUGCAAGAGCGUCUGGAGAAACAUUAGUUAUUAACUAUAGGCUUCCAGAAGCAAUUGCGGCACGAGAUGCUAUGGCUAAGUGUUUAUAUGGAGCUCUAUUUGAUUGGAUUGUGCUUCAGGUGAAUCAUGCUUUACUUUCAAAGAAAGAUACCCUCAGGGAUCAUCAAGGCAAUAGCAUAGGUGUAUUAGAUAUCUUUGGUUUCGAAGACUUUAAAAUGUGCAAUAGCUUCGAACAGUUAUGUAUAAAUUAUGCUAAUGAACAACUACAACAUUAUUUCAAUCAGCAUGUUUUCCAAUAUGAACAACGAGAGUACAGAAAACAGGGGAUUAGGUGGACAGACAUAGGCUACAGUGAUAAUUCAGGUUGUUUAAAUUUAAUAGAAGGGAAACCGAAUGGCCUCCUUUGUCUUUUAGAUGAUCAAUGCAACUUUCCGGGUGCAACGAAUGAGACACUGCUACAAAAAUUUAAUACAGUACAUAAAGACAAUCCAUUUUAUGAAGCACCACAACGACGCGAAGCAGCCUUUGUUGUACGUCAUUAUGCAGGAUCUGUUAAGUACCAAGCUGCUAAUAUGAGAGAAAAAAAUCUGGAUUUAAUGCGACCCGAUGGUGUUGUUGGUGUAUUGAAGAAUUCUUCCCUUGCUUUUGUUCGAGAAUUAGUGGGUGCAGAUCCGGUUGCGGUAUUUAGAUGGGCAAUACUUCGAGCAUUUUUUCGCGCUCAUUUUGCUUUCCAAGAAGCUGGUCGAGCUCAUAGGCAUGGUCGAGCUGAUGGUACAAAAACAUCUAUACAAAACAGGUAUAGGACACCGAACGAGAAUUUAAUAAGUUUGCACAAACAUAAUCGUCCACCAAGCUAUCAGAAGCAGCGCAGUGUCUGCAUACCAUCAACUAUACCCAUUACCACAUUAUCUUCUAUACAACUCGAAAACAACGACAAUGUAAACAACAACCGAUUGUCGUGGCCACAAUCUCGAAACAUUAAUCAAACGCAACACCCAACAAAUGUAACCACGAUGAAGGGUUAUUUAAUAAGGGGCAGGGAAGACCAGCCUCAUAGUAAUAAUAAACUCAGACGGGAUACUCAUAACCCGCUAGAGAGGGUGCUUCCAAAAGACGAAGCAAACGUCAUGGAACGCGCUAAUCAAAUAGUCAUGAAAAAUAAAUCAUUUCGACCAAGAGAACGGGGUAAGAAGGGUCUAAAAAAUCUACAAACUGUAAAAACACUUGCUGGAAGAACGCAAAGUUAUGGCUCAGGACCUGGAAAAGCAAGAAAGCAGCCUAUGACAGUAUCUGCACAAUUUCAACAAAGUCUGCAUAGUCUUAUGGAUACAUUAAACCAAGCAAACCCUUUCUUCAUUAGAUGCAUUAAAAGCAAUGCCAACAAGGUACCAAACGAGUUCGAUGAAGAAACAGUGCAACGACAGUUAAGAUAUACAGGAAUGUUAGAAACAGUCAGAAUAAGACAAGCUGGAUUUAACGUUAGAUUAACAUAUGAAGAAUUUAUUCAAUUGUAUAGAAUGUUACUACCUAAGGGUUUAUUAAGUUCUCAAUCUGACGUUAGAGAUUUUCUAUCGACACUGAAUUUAAAUAGAGAUAAUUAUCAACUUGGAACAACUAAAGUGUUUCUUAGAGAAUCAGAAAAAAUUAAACUAGACAUUGAAUUACACCAACAAAUCAUUACAAGCAUUACAACUAUACAAAAAUGGUUCCGUGCGUGUUUAGAAAGAAGGAAAUUCCUUAGAUUGAAAAAUGCAGUUGUGCAAAUACAGUCAUUUUGGAGAAUGGUCAUUGCCCAAAGAUUUGCACAUUCUUUACGCACUAGAAUCGAGGCUGUCACUCACAUCCAAUCUGCUUGGAGGGCAUAUAAACAGCAUAGUUGGUUUAAGAAACUUAAGUCUUGUGUAAUUAUGUUUCAAGCUCAUGUUCGCGGUAAUAGAGCGAGGAAGACUUUUGCAGAAUUAAAAAAACAGAAAAAAUUGCUUGUUGAUAAAAUCGGAGAGUAUAAAGAAACUCAAAAUCAAGGAGAGCUUGUAUAUGAUAACAGUAAGAUAUAUCCUAGGCUCAGGAAUAGCGAAGAGUCACUCACAGAUCAGGGCUUGUUGGAAUUUAAUACCAUUCGUAAAACGGAGUCUCAGAAUCGUCUUACGUCAGCAAGAAUGGAUAAUGUACUUCGAGAUAGUACAGUUGAUACGAGUAUGUCAUAUUCAAAGCGUAAAAUUAUACCAAAUACAAGAAUAUUGCAAGAAUCUAGCUCGAUCUUAAGAAACGCGGAUUCUUUUCCUUCGGAUGAAUUUAAUGAGCGUAAAAGCAGCUUGGAAAGUUUGACUAGUUUAAGAAGCUAUGAAUCUCAAGUGAGCAACAGUUCUGAAUCUCAAGACAAUUCUUAUGGCAAACCGGUACCGAGCACUAGAACGAAACGCUGUGAUCAAUCUCCAGUAGUUGUCGCAAAUACAAACUUAGUAAAUGCUUCGAGCAGAUUGUCGUCUGUUAAUAAACGAGCAGACAGUUCAUCGACAGGAUAUAGCGAUGGGGAAACUGAUACAGAAAUUCCGAGUACAGUACAAAGUGCUCCGCCUGUUUUUAACACAACUCCAUCAUUUCCAAGUCCACGAGAAGUUACAUACCAUCAAUCUAACAUGAGUCUAACGCAUAGUCCAAAUUCAGAUGUCUGGCGUCGCCGAGCAGAUUUUUCUUUGUCCAUUAAUUAUAGUGAUUAUUUACUGUCUGGUCCUCAAAAAUCAACCUUGACGCGUUCUCCAAACGUUUCUCAAUAUAAAAGUAUAGCGGAUAACAUGUUCGAGCAAGUGCAACAAGACAAACCAAACGAAGCAUCGAAUUAUAAUGUGAAAUUGGAUAGUGACCGUUUUAUUCAUAUGGAUAGUUCAUCAGCUAGAGAACAACGUCGAUUAAGUGAUAAUAGUGUACCGAGCGAGCGGAUUGAAAGCGUCCCAGUUUCACCUAUCAGACGUGAUCAUGGUUAUGGCCACAGUAAAGAAAUGAAAGAUUUUAGUUACUUGAGAAGGCAAAACUCGGAAGGAGAUACAUCUAUGAAAUUAGAUGCUAUGAAUGAUGAAAAUGCUUUAAAAAGUCCCUUGUUGAAAGGAACUUCCCCCAAGGAGAAAAAUUCGAAACCAAAGGAAAAAUGCGAACCCGACGUGCCUGUCAGAAGUGCCAGAAGAAAUCGUCCCACUCGGGAAGUCCAGUGCCGAUCUAUGGGCGAGAGCGUAUCAGAAACCAACAGUGGAGAAACCAAAAGUAUAUUUCUGUGUACGAUCAAAGAGAGUGACCUACAUAAAGCAACAACUAUAAGGCCUCGGAAAGAUAGUUCGCAUGAUACACCAUCCAGAUCGAUAACAGAUUGGCCUGUAAACAAAAAUGAAGUUGCAUCGAAGACGCAACAACCUGGAAAGCGCAUGAGAUCCAACGCUAUAACAACACUAGAGCUGAGGAGAAGAAAUUCGGACCCAGCGACUAAAAUAUCAGGACUUAGCGAAGACAAACCUGGAACUGAUACAAGUCCCAAUGACCUAAAACUCGCACCUGGAAUGAAUCUAUUAGAAUGGAAAGGUAAUCUUUUCACGUUAGCCGGUCAUUGUUUUAGGAAAGUAGCAAGGUUUGCCAAAGACGACGUGUGCGUAUGUUGCCACGAAAAAAUGGAUGCGUUCGUAACACAGGGGUACAAAUGUAUUGACUGUAAACAAUUAUACCAUGUCAAAUGUAUUCAGAAUGGCGGAGUACUUAAAAUGCCGUGUAUAUUAGCGAACACUCCAGGUAGGCGAAAACACAGGAAACCACCACGAACGCCUUACGAUGCCUCGAAACAAGUAGUGGUAUCGAAAUUCAGCUUAACCGGUACAUCCGCGUUCUCUGACAGUACCGAUAAGAUUAUAUCCGACGCGAAAGAGUUAGCUCUCAUGCAAGAUUUUAUCACGAAGAAGAUAUACGUAAUGGAAGGACAAGAGGGAGGCAAGAAACCAAGCGAAGUCGAUCGUGUAUUUAAGCAGGCUUUGCGUAAAUUUAAAGACGACCUAGUGAUCACUUACAGCGUUGCUAUUCAGCAAGGUGUGGAAGGCAACAUCAAAUACACUGACUUAAUUGCGAACUUUUUGCACGUAAUAGAAACAGUCUGCAAACAAGAAAAUACCAGUGAAGAUUUUCCCGUGACGAUGGGAGUAAAUGCAUUUAGAGGAUUCAUGAAUGAAUUUAUGACGCUAGUCAAAACAGAAGCACUGGAGAAACAGAGUAAAAGCAAGCGUAAGAAGGAAAAGAAACGAAAACAUGAAGAACCAAUACGUCAUGGUAAUCAUAUGUUCCAGUUAACUAUUAUAAACAUCCCUACAGCUUGUGAAGUGUGUACGUCUUUCUUUAUGUGGCCUAUCGAGCGAGGACUUGUUUGUCAGAAUUGUAAGUUGACGUGCCACAAAAAGUGUUAUAUAAAAGCAUCAGCAGAAUGUGGAAAGGAAGCGUCGCACGAAAUGAACUCACGGAAAAUAUUCGGUGUACCGUUGUAUAAAUUGGACUGUGGUGACGGUAAAGUACCAAUAGUGGUAGAUCGGUUAAUUACAACCAUAGAGAUGCAUGGUUUGUAUACGGAAGGUAUAUAUCGAAAGAGCGGUGUCAGUUCCAAAGUGAAGGAAUUAAAAGUGAAAAUGGACGAAGCUGAUCUAGAGAAAGUGGACUUUGAGAAUUAUCAAGUACACGUGCUUGCAGCAGUAUUGAAAAGUUUCUUUCGAGAUAUGCCAGAGCCUCUCCUCACCUUCGAGUAUUACGAUGAUUUUCUGCACGCUGCGAACUUAACGGAUCCUCGUGAUCGAAUUAGUACGCUAUUUGCAAUUUUGAAGAAGCUACCGAAGCCAAACUUCGAUUUGAUGGAACGACUGAUCGUUCAUCUAGCUAGAGUAGCGCUUCAUGAAGUCGACAAUCGAAUGUCUCCGUCAGCUCUAGCAAUAGUCUUCGCGCCGUGCAUUCUGAGGACGAAUAGGACGUUGCCCGCGCAAGAUUCUUUACAAGAUGUUGGCAGGCAAACUUGUUGCGUCGAAACGAUCGUACAAGAAAAACUGAGGGUCGUACGAGCAACUUUAGCCGACAUAAAUACACUCGAAUCCGCUUGUCACACGGCGACUUAUCGUUUAUCCAGUUUACGAUCUUCGAAAAUCUUCAGCCCAGAGGAAUUAAGUGCGGCGACCCCAAGUGUGACUGUCAGAUGUGUUACUACAGAUCGUGAGAGAGAUCGAGGCGAUGAAGAGGAGGCGCUUCUCGUCGAUCAUAUACAAGAAAUCCAAAAGGAAAAGGCCCUACUAACUUCAACUCUUCCCAGCCUAACGAGAGCUUCUUCAGACGACGACCUACUUCUAUCUGCCACAGACUUGGACGAUGGAUCUCUUGACGAUCUUCUUCCAUCUUCUGCCGACGGACUCGUAAGAAAAAGACCUAUCCAGAGGCAAAGUUCCGCAGACAAUGCAUUUCCCACGAUCAUCAGUGUUGACGAAGACAUGGUAAUGGUAUGACCAUCCACGAUAAACGUUACCACGAAGAAUGAUGAUCGUCAAGUGUAGCAACAUGACACACGCUGUGAAGCGUUGACUGACGGCAGCGAAUCGACGAGUCUUACUUCUGGUCUCAUCGGCAAGCCGCUAGUAAUUUAAAUAAGUAGUAAACACGAUAUUAGGUAGGUCUAGUAAUUUGUUCCACACGAAGUUCAGCUGAUAAUUCGAUCAAACAUUAUAUAUAUAUAUAUAUGUAUAUACUUUAUAUAUAUGUGUAUAUAUAUAUAUAUUAUUUUUUCCACUCUGUCGCAAAGCUUUCGGGGGUUUUUAAAGAAUGUUUAACAAAUUACGCGAAUAUAUAGCUUCACGUGAAAUGUAUUAAAUAUUCAUUUUAUAAACUAUUUUUCUCCUGAAAUGCAUUCCUUUUAUCGAAGACUGUGUCAAUCAGGCUAGAUAUCUUGAAAGCUCCAUCGAAACAGAACAUUUACAUUUUGUAGGUAUUCUAUAAUAUCUCUUCAUUUUGAUACAUCAUGUUUCAUUUCUCUGUACCAUCGACAUGAAGAGUUAUGAUAGUUAUCUUGUCAAGAAAAACUGAAAACUAGACAAGGAUUAUCAGUUGUUACAAAUGUUUAGUCGCAUUUAAAUUCUCCUUUUGCUUCAAGUUUUUUAUCGGUUCGUUUGAAAACAAUUUAUCCUUGUUCUUCGCUCUUCUUACAGAUUUUAUAGACUGUUGCGUGAAUCAACACGAUAAUAACUACUUUUUUUUUUUUUUAAUAGAAAAGGCGCAAGUUUAUGCCGAGUUUUUUGACAACCGCAGGUUUAGAAACGAAGGUAUUCGUAUUGUUUCGUUAGCAGAAUAAUGGAAAAAGAACGAUGGAAAAGACGGUGUAUAAAACAAUAUCAUUGAUCGAUGGCUUGAAAAGAAGUGAUAACGGGUCACCUCGUCAGAUUUUGUUUUUGCCAGACAUAUUCCGUUAACUUUGUUUUUUUACAUAGAAUACUCGCGCACGCGAUGCAAUAGAUAGUUAUCGAAUCGCUGCUUCAAGCAAGUGAUUCGAAUCACGCGGAAAGAGGGAAAGAGGAAACCAAAUUGUAGCUUGUACAUAUAUUAUUAGGUUAUCCGAGAAGUUCGUGCCAAUUUUUAUACCGUUGUUCCGAUCAAUAUUUUAAUCUAAUAUCUUUGGACGCUAUGAAAAGCGUAAUCAACCAAUUUCUUCUACAGCUUUUUUUGUUUUUCCUUUAUUUCCUCCUCCUUUUUUUCUUUCUGGCAGAAACAUAUUAAACAUUAAUAAUCUUUUCUAAUCUUCCAUUAAAAUCUCUCUUGAUAUUACUUUGCGAUAUAUUCGCGAUAUUAUUAAAUAAAUUUGUUUACUCGUUAAAAAGUAUUUUUCAUAGAGUGCAAUUCGAAUUUUUCUCGCCAGAAUAGCGAUUCGUUUUGGAUAAUGCCUAAACAUACCCGUACAAGUAGAACCAUUUUAGGUAAAUAUAAUGCGGCGUAAACUUCUCGAGUCACCCGAUAUAUACGAUAAUGAGUAUCUCGUAAUAAUCUGUUAUUAUUGUUAUCUUUACGAGAGUCGUUACCAAGAUUAUUUCUAUUGUCGAUAUAUGCCGUGUAGAGUUUAUACACGCCUAUAUACCGUUGAUAAAAUACAAAAAACGCAAACACACACACGGCCUGCCAAUUAUGUACUUUCGUAUCAGUUUUUACCUAGGCUACCUUUUUCAUACAGGGAGACUCCUUUAUAUACAUAAACGCGUUUGAGCGAAUACGUACUAAUGUAUAGAUAUUACAUAGAUACACGGAUUACACAUAUACGUAGAAAACAUUUGUAUACAGGAAUACUUAUGUAUAUACAAAGACUUUUUUUGUAUGCACCGGACUGAGCAGACGGUUUUUUUUACUUGAGAUUUAUUACGAUUUCGUUUUAGUUUCCCUGUGGUCCAGUGCCUUUUUUCUUUUAUUUUUUUCUCUCUUCUCUCUUUUUUUUUUUUUUUUUUUUAAGUUUCCGCUUUCUUUAUGCUCAUCUCCCCCCCUUUUUUUAAUACACCGCUAUAGCGUACAGUUGGUCUGUUUUUCUGUCGUGCGUCCUCGUGUCAGACUCGAAUAUCCAACAAUCGAAAGAGUCGUGAAGUUAUUCGAGCGAGACGUUGGAACAAAAUAUUUCGAGGUCGUGUUUCGCGAAAAGUAAAAACAAAAACAGGAAGAAAGAAACAUUAUUUUUAUUCCAACAUCUCUAAUUUAUCUAGCUUUUUUUAUUUUGCAUUUAAUUGAAAAUUCCAUCGUGCUAUUUUAAUUUUAAUUCGACGACAAAGCGUAUCGAUUUCCCACCAAUUUCAUAUUUCAGUUAUACUUGUAUUCAUCGAAUUACCAAAGUCAUACCCCCCUUCCCCUCCCUCCCUCCCUCCCUCCAUCUCUCUGUUUCGGGAAAUUAAGAAUAUUUUAGAAUAAGAUGCACUCGAUUACUUUACUUUUUAUUACUUUUUUUUUAAAAAAUCGAAAUUCCUUUCUUUUUUCACCUAUACCCCACGAUUUUAUCGAUAUUUCGUUAGCUCGCUGUAAAUCUCGUCGAACGAUCGGCCACGACAGAGAAAGGAUCUUGCUCGCGGGAAAGAAGUGGGGAAAUAUUUAUGCGGUAUACAUACAUGUUCCAAGUUGUAGAAAUAUGUUUUAGGAACGCGUUAUGGAGCGAUUUGAACGGUCGAAUCGAAUUAUUUCGCGUUGAAUUACAUCGGAUCGCGCGUGACUUUUAUCCAAGUAACUGUUAGCAUUAAAACCGGGAAAUUCGGAAAAGGGCACGCGACUUCUUUUCUUUCCAAAACGUUGCAAUUUCUUCUUAUCUUUUUUCCUCUUUUUCUUGUUCUUCUUCUUCUUUUCUUUCAUCGACUCGCGAAAUCUACGUAAUUCGUGUCACGUUCGUUUUAGAAUGAUCGAUUAGCGACUUCAACUCUUUUAAAUGUCCAUGUUCAUGUUUCGCGCGUCGUUCUUUUUUAACGCUCAAGCCGAACGAGCGUGAGAUCUUUCGUUUUACGGUUGAUCGAUUUUUACACUGAUUAGGAUAGGAUCGUUGUGACGUACGUUUUGUUCUACUACGCAGAUUGCAGUAGUAGCCUGUCUUUUAACGUUGAAAUGUUAUUGCAUUUUCUCGAGUUCGUGACAUCUGUGACGUUGGCCAUUCGAACGAAUUCUAUUCGAUCGGUCUCUUCCUCGAUGUCGAAACAAUUCUUCGUUCGACGCGCCUUGUGUUCUUUAAUCAUCGUGAAAGUAUCGUGCAAGAGUAUACGGAUUUGUAUGCACGAGCGCGUACAUUAUCGAUCGAUAAACAUACGCGUUAUUAUGCAAAAGGUUCCUUUAUCUUAAUCAGUAUUAUUCACCCUUUUACCUACGAUACGCCUCACGUACACAGCGAAACUCGUUCUUUUCCGUCCCAUGGGGUUCCUCUCAAAUAUCGAUUCAGGGUUUCCUAGCAAUCUUGUACUUGAUACCAGCACAAUUUUCUUCAAUUAUUUCUUAAAUGAUACUUGUUAAAGCUUUAGAAUGUUAGCGGCUUAAUAGUUCGUAAUCAAUUUCACAGUAAAUAUCAAUUAAAUGGGACGGAGAAUUCGCGAAGUAAUUACCAAAUCGUAUAAUUUUGUCAAUUUUUUCACCACCUCAACUGCCGUAUUUUAUUUCUUUGCGAUUGUGAAACGUUUCGAAUACGAUCAAACGUUUUCUCCGGUAUUUCCUUUUUAUCGAUAAUGUACGUGUUCACGAUAAGAACACACGUUGGUUAACGUUAAACGUUCUUUAUGCUGAAAACGUUACUGUUAAUUUCAGUGUGUAAAGUGUGUUGUAAAGGUUUUGGACAAGUCCGUUUGUUGUUCGAUCGUGCGUUCUCGAAGCAAAAAGUUGACUAAAAGAAAAAGAAAGUAGGUUGAUUUUCGUUUCGGCUAGUGUAUUGUCUCUUUUAUCGAGAUCGGUUGUUGAAUCGUCGGCUCUUUCGCCCGUAAGGAACAUUUUCUGUUUUUCAUCUUUUCGAGAAAUUUAUCAUUAGUAAGGCCAGCCAUGGUUUGAUCUAGAGCUUGUAAAUCGUGUUAGUGAUUUCACCGUGGCGCAGCUGGGUAGUCCUUUUAACCGCGUAACGAGUAACAACUAAUCGUUAUAAAAAAAAAGUAUCUGUAAAUGAUUGAUCUACGCAAACGCAUUACGCUUCUACCGUGCAAAAAAAAGAAAAAAAAAAAAAAGAAAGAUGUUUCGUACUAGCAUCAAGCGCACAAAACGUAUCAUCUAUCUCGAUCGUGAAGGGAGGAAAGCGAACGAGAACGAAAAAGAACCGACAUAUGGAUCGCGACACCGGCAAUUUUCUCCACGACCCUCCGUUUCGAGAUGGAGCGAAAAUUUCACGUAUUCGAAAUCCGUCUAGCGUCGAAUAAUCGAUGAAAAUUGCUUUCUCCAAGGAAUCAGCGUUAUCGAUGCAAUAACGUUUAAUAAAUCGUGUCCGAUUCACAAUCGAGUUGUCGAUUAUAGAAGGAAACGCGAUCGGUCGCGUCGAAGAGCGAAUAAGAUCGAUUCGUAUAAGAUUUUCACUCUGCCGUGCGUUGGACCGCCCUGCGUUGGGCCACCCUGCGUUGUAAAUAGGCGAUAAGAUAGCGCGAGUAAACGGAACUCUUCAUGACAAUAUCGCCCCUAAAAGUCCUAAUUAGCUUCAUCGCGUGCGGCUACGCCGACGACGAUUCUCAUCAUACUCCAUUCUAUAUUUUUGUCUUCGAGAUCUUGAUUCACCACGUUUCACGGAUCAUACUCGCUCGAGUUGGUCCAACGAUUAAAGCACGAUCACCAGAAUCUAAACUCGCAUCGACUUUACUCCUCCAUCUCCUCUAAAGAAAUAAAGGCUCGAUCGAACACGAUGCUAAGUAAAACGAUGAAUUGAGAUCGCUUAAAUAACUACGGAGACAACAGGAGAAAGUAUCGUUCUAGUUUUUGGCCCAAUUCUACGAAAUACGCUUAUUACAAUUACAAAUGCGACAGCAAUUCGACUCUGUCUUCGAGGAAACUUGUAUUUUAUCGUUCACCCGUACCGAUCUUGACGGCGAUCGUUCGCGAACCAUUCGUCGAACGAUCGUCGCCAACGUGAGGGCGUACUUUCGCGUCAAGUACCUGCAGUAUACACGCGGUCGGUUUUUUCGUUUUACGAGCAUCGUGCGUGAGAAUAAAAAAUGAACGAAAUACAGCGAGAAGGACGCCGUGGAAGGUGGUCGAGGAGAGUCGACGAGGGUUGUCGAAACUGCGAAAUUCGAGGUGUCUGGUAUCGAUCGAGGGCUGAGGGGGAACGAAGGAAUGGAAUCAUCCAAUGUUCAACGAUUAUACACCGAAACGUCUGGAUAUUGAAAGGCUCUUCCCAUUUGUGUCUUGGCGUAAAAUCUAAGAUCACGAUCGCGCGAUCGGAGUAUCCAAUUUUGUCGUGCUUUUUCUCUCUCUCUCUCUCUCUUCCUCCCUGUUAUCUCCAUUUAUGUUAAGAGGAAGUUAGUCGAUCGUUCGAUGUAUCGAAUUCUGAUCUUUCGUUUUAGCAGAUCGUUGCUUAGAUAGAAGAAAGAUGUGUUAGCGUUGGAUGCGCCGGUUCGUAGUUCCCUUCUACGAAGGAAGAUGUUUGUGCGACGUACUUGGAUACUCCGUUCAUUGUAUUUAUACAUAUAUAUACAUAUAUUAUAUGUAUGUGUGUGUGUAUAUAUAUGUAUAAUAUACAUACCUGUUAUUUUUCUUCGAACAAAAUAGUGAGCGUGUACGUGUGAUAAACGUAGAAUGAGUUAGAGAGAACAGGCAUGAUGGUGUGUCGCAGACGAAGGACGAUAUACAUAUACAUAUAUAAAUAUAUGAUUAUAUAUAUAUAUAUAAAUAUAUACAUACGUAGAAAUACGUAUGCAGAAAUUGUGUAGGUGUGCGUAAAAAAGAAUUUCGAUAAGCGGCUCGUUCCUACGUCGCUUGGUUCGAACAUCGCGAGUCGAUACAUCGCCACGUGCAUGUGCCGGUGCGAGAUCGCGCGUUUUCCAAAAACGCUUGGGAAACCGAAUAAGAUUCGCGUAUAUACACAUACACACAUAUAUAUACAUAUAUAUAUAUCUAUGUAUAUUUGUAUAAAAAUAACAAUAGGCACGUGAAGGAUCGAAGAGAACGGAGAAAUUUACGGCGAUCGGCAUAGCUUCAAUUCUUUUUCUCUUCGUUCACGUAGGUCACGAGGUCCGUUGAAAAUCUCCGUUCUUUUCCAUCGGAACGGAACGAUUUUCUUAGCGAUUUCACGAUCCUGCCACGCUCACCUUUCUCUUUCCACUCGCUCUCAUUCAGCGCGUACUUCUCUCAGUCCUUUCGAUUCCCUUUAUCCUCCUGUACAUCCAUCCAGCAUGGCCAAAAAAUGCGGCCACCGUCGCGAUUUUCCAUAGGUAGCGUAUCGUAUCGUAGCGCUGCGUUCAGACCUUCUUUCGCACGUUCAUCCUUCCGCUAUCUGUUUGUAUCGUUGCCUGGCUGCGUGUGUUGCAAGGGUGCGAUGUGUCGCGUUUACUAAACGCGCGUGUGUGCGUGGGUGGGUGUCGAAGAUAAGGUCGAAUUGAGUUUACAGAAUCACGCAAGAAUUCCAGGGAAACGAUCAGUCGGUACUGUCAGAGAGACGAAUACGCGAAGAGCGGAAAUCCGCCACGAGGGAAGCCACUCGACCUUAAGGACGGAUAACGCGUAUCGCAGAACUCUCUGUUACGACUGUGGCACCACGAAUCGGAAUACGCGUCUUGCAGGCGUUUCUUCUCGCAACUCGAACUUCCCUCGAUGUAACUCGUAACGGGUCUCUCUAUGGCGCAAGUUUCCGGUCCCGAAGCGAAAAACUUGCACCCAUAACGGUCGUUCCGGACACAUGGAACCCGGACGAUUGUACGACAGUUUCGAUAGAUUCAAUGGGAAGCUUCGAGCGUGUACCAAGAAGGAACGUUUCUCUGGCCGCGCGUGCGGAUAAUUGCGCGACGAUCCACGAAACAGCGCUCUCCUCUUUGAUCCCGCGAGUUUCCGGCUUUCCUUUCAUUGCGUCCAUCCGGUUCUUUUUACAGACCAUCGAAGAAAUCUCUAUCGAGAAGAUAGACCUUUUUUUUCCCUCUCGUUUACACUCGAUCGCGUGUUUUCGCGCCCUAAUCAGACGAGGGAUUAGCGAACGAAGCACCGUGAAACGAGCCAAAUAGCCGCCGCCGCUACGGGAACGAAGAACGCAACGAACGAUCGAAACACGGUGAUGCACGUAACGCGCGACACCUUGUUCCACCUUCUAUCGUCCCUCUUUUUCUUUCAUUCCAUCAAGCACAACCCAUAGAAGCUGACAAUAAACGCGAAAGAGAGUCCUGAGCGCGUCUCGUACACGCUUGAAAUACCAGUCUUUUUUCGCCGUUAACUCACGACGACGAUAGUACCACUCGUUCAGAGGGACAACGAACGUGUUUCUUUCGCUUUUUUCCUACCUUAUACCCGUGCCUUGGUUCUUUCUGUCUCUUUGUUCCGGUUGUCCCACGUAGUAUUCGCCGGGAACGCGAUAGAACGGUUAUGUUACGUGUCUGCCGAGUGGAUAGCACUUGUUCUUCUCUCUAUACGGUUCGGAUUUACUAGAAAACGUAAUUUUCCACGAGUUUCCUUUUUUCUUUUUUCUUCUUUUUUUUCUCUUCCGUUAAGUUGUCUUUCGUGAAACUAGAGGUAUCGGACGAUGUGUGAGCUUAGCUCUUUCUGGUUGUUUUUGGCCUGAAAAACCGAGAUAAGAAACAAAUUAAGAAUCAACGAUCAAAAUUCAAAUUUAACGUGGCGCGCGUUACAUGUAACUUGAUUCCCUAUUUUCAGACUCUUUUGUUUGUAAAUGAUUUUAAUACGAUUAUCCUCAUUGUGUUUCGAGAAAUCGCGGUACAAAUUGUGCAAAAUAUCUGUUUCCAAAUUUUGUCAUUUAGCAAACAACGAUAACACGAGGCAAAAUUUGAUCGAAGGGGAGUGAAAACGCGUGAACCAACGAGGGGAAGAGAUCGCGGGAGGACGCGAGGGAUGCACGUGUUUUGAUAUUACAAGGCAAGUUAGCUAUAACGUGCACGUAUCUGUACGUAAAUUUAGGAGGAAGGUUUGGCGAGUUGAUCCGCGAAUCUGUAAUAACGUCUACUUGGUAUGUGAGCUAGAGUAUUUCGCGUGUAGUGUGCAUGUGUGCGGGUGUACGUGUCGCCUGCCAUGCGUGUUGGUAUAUCAGUGCGUCCGUGAGACUGUGUGCGAGGUUACUCUCCGUGAUCGACUGUAAUUUUAUAUAAUAUUUGUAAGGCAAAAGAAAUAUUAUGUACAGUAUACCUGACAGUAAAUAAUAAGUAUCUACCUUAUACCUAA
Molecule: messenger RNA, 16730 nt
Organism: Bombus pascuorum
Lineage: Eukaryota; Metazoa; Arthropoda; Insecta; Hymenoptera; Apidae
Product: unconventional myosin-IXa-like
Exons: 15
Coding region: 1535-8392 (2285 amino acids)
Biological process (GO): intracellular signal transduction
Cellular component (GO): myosin complex
Molecular function (GO): protein binding; GTPase activator activity; ATP binding
Source: RefSeq, a predicted model, not a curated record